Molecule: messenger RNA, 209 nt
Organism: Schistosoma mattheei
Lineage: Eukaryota; Metazoa; Platyhelminthes; Trematoda; Strigeidida; Schistosomatidae
Source: the annotation of a GenBank genome assembly
AUGAUGAUGAUGAUGAUGAUGAUGAUGAUGAUGAUGAUGAUGAUGAUGAUGAUGAUGAUGAUGAUGCUGAGGAUGAUGAUGAUGAUGAUGAUGAUGAUGAUGAUGAUGAUGAUGAUGAUGAUGAUGAUGAUGAUGAUGAUGAUGAUGAUGAUGAUGAUGAUGAUGAUGAUGAUGAUGAUGAUGAUGAUGAUGAUGAUGAUGAUGAUUGA